Molecule: messenger RNA, 3043 nt
Organism: Dreissena polymorpha
Lineage: Eukaryota; Metazoa; Mollusca; Bivalvia; Myida; Dreissenidae
Product: slit homolog 3 protein-like
Exons: 2
Coding region: 557-2299 (580 amino acids)
Molecular function (GO): protein binding
Source: RefSeq, a predicted model, not a curated record
GGUAGUCCGCCUGUCAAAUAUUAUUAGACGUGCAAGUAGACUUCUAGCAUUGCUGUUCAAGUGAAUGGAGUUUAAUCCACGCUAUGCAAAUGUUUGUUUAUUUGCAUAAUUUUUCGGAUUUCACGCUCGAAAACCCUUGUGGACGUUUUUUUAUGUGAUUUUUGUGACAGCGUUAACGGGUUGUAGAAAUAGGUGUUCAUGCGUAGUUGAUGUGGUAAAUAAUACAACAUAAACAAAUGCGAUUGUGAGCAUUUAUAUCAAUAUUCAUGGGGCUAUUAAAAAACUCUUUAGAACAAAUAUUGCAAAACUAGACUGUAUAAUUUGUUUUCCUAUGUAACGGAGUAAUUUUCAUAGGGUACAGUUACAAUUUACAAGGUGGAAAUAAUACUGUAUCGUGAUUUUAUAGUUGAUAAACAUAAUAUCAAAGUAAUGGAUUUACAUUGUGUUUAUAGAAGGCAUUUGACUCUUCCAUAACAUGGAUUUUCUAUCGGUUGACUCCACAUAAAAUUACACAAUUGGAUUUUGUAAUUGGAGUCGUUUUCAGAAAUCAUGAAGGAUGAAGAUCAGCAAGGGACAUCACUCUAUCAGCUUGGUGCUGCUUGCCUGGUUUGUAUCCUACGCAGUUACCUGCCCUACCAAGUGCACAUGCAUUGAUGCUGUGUAUGCGUACUGCGACAAUCAAAAUAUAACCAGCGCAGAGCUUCCAGACGUGUUGCGGUCCAUUCCUGCUUCCACUACCUACUUGGAUUUAAGCAACAAUAAAAUCCAAACUAUUCCAGAGCUUGCCUUCACAUUGCUCGAAGAGUUAUCGGUCUUGGAUUUACAAAAUAACGAUAUUAUGACAUUGUCCAACAGGACAUUUUGGGGCCUAUCAAAAUUGCAAAGUGUGUAUUUAAAAGAUAAUGUAAUCACUAUGCUUCAAAACCGUACUUUUGUUGGAUUACCAAAAUUACAAUUUGUGGAUUUCAGUCACAAUAAUAUUAGUGCAAUAGGAUUUUGUGCCUUUAUCGACACACCAAAUCUCUCUAAAGUUUUGCUGAAUCACAAUGAGUUGACGAAUUUGACAGAAGACAUGUUGGCAAGUCUUGCGACAUUAACACAUCUGGACGUGUCAGAUAAUCACAUUAAUUUCAUAUCUGAUACGGCAUUCUCUCGACUACAGAAUGUGCAAGUGCUUGUAAUGAAUGAUAAUCUAAUCUCUACCAUAGAUAUGUCGACGGUAUCUGGAAUGUCCCUUCUGCAGAGGUUAUACUUGGAAUUUAAUAACAUUACGAGUUUGAGUGGCUAUAGCUUCGAAUCCAACAAGCUCACUCUGAAAACUGUGAGCUUGAAAAGCAAUCGUCUGCAGACUAUUCAGACUAUGGUUUUUCGCAAUGCGCAGGCUUUGGAAGUCUUGGAUUUGAGCGAAAAUGAGAUUAGUUCCAUACAAAGUGGAUCGUUUGGUGGUCUUAGUUUAACAAAAAUGAACUUGUCAAGCAAUCGCCUGAGCUCGAUCUCGAGUUCAACAUUCAGCAGUUGCAGACGAAUUAGCGUCCUUGAUCUUAGCUGCAACCUGCUGACGGAGAUUGGUCCCCAGUCCUUUGUUAGUUUCAAAGAAUCUGUGUUUGAAAUAGAUUUGAGUUUCAACGCUCUCAGUAACGUACUAGCUGGUAUCUUUGAUGGUAUGACGUAUUUAAACUCACUAAAUCUCGCAAACAACUCGAUAACAUUUAUCGAAGAGCAUGCAUUUAGUGACCUAGUGCAUUUGAAAUACCUCGAUUUAUCGUGGAAUCAACUCACGACUGUUACUGCGCGGAUGUUCGCAGGUUUGCAGUCGAUUCAUCAGCUUAAUCUUCAGUCUAACCCACUCAUUCGCUUCAGCCAUGGGCAAUACUCUGAGACAACAUUCAACAUAAACAUUCACCUAAAUCUCACCAUGGCUGAUGUCUCACCACAUUCCGUGAUCCUUCGGUGGCCGUACAAGGACGGGUCACAGAUAUACUGGUCUAGAAUAGUGUACUGCAUUGAGGACGGGAAAAUAUGCCCGUUUAGGCCUCAGCCGGAAUUUCUUCCAGCGUAUGAAACGGAAUUGAAUCUAGAAGGGCUGACAGAUAAUACUGUUUACUUUGUUUGCAUUAAUCCAGCAUUUAAAGCAGAGUUUUUAAAAAUUAAUCAGUGCUUGUUUUUCAAAACGGAAAAAGAGAGAGUAAUAUCAACAUCAACAGUUAUAGAUAUCACUCCUAAAGCAGUCUCGUCCACUGCAACAUUGACGUUUCAAUUUACUCAAGUUUUACUGAUUUGGUUGUUGUGGAUCGUGUAAGAAUUACAUUUUAUAAAUGAAUAUGUUAUGUGAUGGAAUUGUGCAAUUUUUCAUUUUGUUAAAAAUAAUUUAUUAUUCCUUUUUGUAUUGUACAGAAUUGCUUCAGAAUUUAUAUUUGUCAUGAAUGUCGUAACAUGCAGAUAAAUGUUGAAAUUAUCAAAGCAGAACAUGUGUUAUCAUGUUACAAUUUUAAACAGGUAUGGGCAAUAUGGGCAUUUAACAUGCAUUUUGUUCAGUAUGAUGUUAACACAUUAACUCAUUUAUGCCUAGUGGACUCUCCCAUCCUUCUAAAUUGGAUCAAUUUAUUUCCAAAAUUAGGGAUGUAAAGUAUAUUUAUCUCUAUAUUUAGAAUUUUUCUUACAGAAACUCAUGCAAGCAAACAGCGCAGAUCCUGAUGAGUCGCCGCAUCAUGCGGCGUCUCAUAUGGGUCUACACUGUUUGCCAAGGCCUUUUUCUAGACGCUAGGCAUACAUGGGUUAAUGUCUUCAAAUUUGAAGUUGUCUUAUUCUCAAUUGUGCAUUACAUAUAAUAUGAGAUUUUAAUAUUAAAAGGCCUGAUUUAUUUUAUCAUAUUAAACCAAUUUGGAAUAACAUAUAUAAAAGAAAAUAUUUAAUGUAAACAAAUUAAAGUUACACUGUUUCCUAUACCAGAAUAUUAAAAUCAAACACUUUAUUUUAAUACAAUUGAUGAAGGCUAUGGCCCAAAUAUGUUUCAUAUGUAUUAAAUUAAAAGAAACAAAAGUCA